Messenger RNA from Psilocybe cubensis, 585 nucleotides. RefSeq lists its product as uncharacterized. The coding region runs from base 1 to 585 and encodes 194 amino acids. The record is from RefSeq and is a predicted model, not a curated record. Lineage: Eukaryota; Fungi; Basidiomycota; Agaricomycetes; Agaricales; Agrocybaceae. The transcript is spliced from 6 exons.
AUGAUGGGCAACGUUACGCUAGUCAUAAGCGAGUUCCUUGUCGGAAUAUAUCUUUUCCUCCGGAUUUAUGCCUUAUACGAAAAAUCACGUCGCAUACUGAUUAUGGGGGUUAUCGCAUCCAUAAUUUCAAUAACAAUUCUUGCGGUGAUUCUUGCUGGUAAACACCAAAAGGGUGGCUUAACAGGCGGUGGAUGUGAUACUGGAAGUGCCCCUUCAACAUUUUUUCUGACCUAUUUCACGGUAAUAGAAACAGCCAUUGCGUGGGGAUUUGUGAUUCUGAAUGAAUCCGUUAUCUUUGGAUUAAUUCUGUACAAAAUUGCGGAGAAUAGAAGACCCAGCUCUUUGCCUACAAUUAGGUCGUUUGGAAGCCAGCUCUCUUUACAAGAAUUGAUUGAUUUCAUGGUUGUGCGGUCCUUCAUAUCACUCAUUCUAAUGUUUAGAGUUGUCAUUUUCGUCAAUGUGGCCAACAUGGCAAGUUACUUUUAUCGCUACAGUAAUGAUAACUCGUCUGAUGCUCAACCUACACCAACUGGCGGAAUCUGGAAUCAUGUCAAGUCCCUCCCAAAUUUCAACUCUACAUUGUGA